Messenger RNA from Rosa rugosa (rugosa rose), 2085 nucleotides. RefSeq lists its product as uncharacterized. NCBI's taxonomy places the organism in Eukaryota, Viridiplantae, Streptophyta, Magnoliopsida, Rosales, Rosaceae. The record is from RefSeq and is a predicted model, not a curated record. The transcript has 2 exons. Bases 15 to 1814 code for a protein of 599 amino acids.
GCAGAAAACAAAAGAUGGGCGUUCGAUUCAUCAUCAGCUUCUGCCUUCUGUUAGUAGUGUGUCGUGAGGCCAAUGGAGCAAGGAAUGUACUCAAACAGGAGCCAAAAGAAGAAGAUGCACCAUACAUUACUAGUUAUGGAAUCGAAGAAGGCAUAAAAGAGGUCGAAGCUCCUUACAUAACUCAGUAUGGUACAAAAGAAGGCAAAGUGGAAGAGGUCGAAGCUCCUUACAUAACUCAGUAUGGUACAGAAGAAGGCAAAGUGGAAGAGGUCGAAGCUCCUUACAUAACCGGGUACAUUUCUGCGGAAGGCAACACCAAGGAAGUAGAGACGCCAUACAUAACAGGAUAUAUUUCCGCACAAGACACGAAGGGCACAAAGGAAGUAGAGGCGCCUUACAUCACUGGAUACAUUUCCAAACGAGGCACAAAGAGCACAAAAGAUGUAGAGGCACCUUAUAUAACACAAUAUCAAAACAAAGAGGCUAAUUUCUACAAUACCCAGUAUGGAACGAAAGAAGGAAAGAAUAAGGUAGAGGAGCCUUACCUAACUGGUUACAAGACCACAAGGGAGUCAAAAGAGGUAGAAGCGCCUUACAUAACAGGGUACAUUUCCUCACAAGGCACAAAGCUCAAGAAGGAGGUAGAGGCGCCUUACAUAACCGGAUACAUUUCUGCACAAGGCAGCAAGCUCAAGAAAGAGGUAGAGGCACCUUACAUAACCGGAUACAUUUCUGCACAAGGCACAAAUGGCAAGGAGGUAGAGGCGCCUUACAUAACUGGAUACAUUUCCGCACAAGGCACAAAGCUCAAGAAGGAGGUAGAGGCGCCUUACAUCACCGGAUAUAUUUCCGCACAAGGAACAAAGGGCAAGAAAGAGGUAGAGGCGCCUUAUAUAACUGGAUAUAUUUCCGCACAAGGCACAAAGGGCAAGAAGGAAGUAGAGGCGCCUUAUAUAACAGGAUAUAUUUCUGCACAAGGCGCAAAAAACUGCGAACAUCAGAAGCAUGUACAUCCACCUUCCCAAAAUGGAGCAAAGGAUGUGGUUUCGGGUAAGGAGUUACCUAUGGACCAUCAACAUCAUGAUCAUAUGCAUGCACAUUCAUCAUCUCCCCUGGAUCAUACUGAGGCACUCAAGCAAGGAUUUUUUACUUUUGAGGAUUUCUACAAAGGGAAUGCACUGCCACUCAACUUCCCCAAACAAGACCAUUCUCGUUUCUUGCCUAAAGCAACAGCCGAUUCCAUUCCAUUUUCAACAUCUCAGCUCCCACACCUUCUCCAACUCUUCUCAACCCCACGCGACUCUCGUGACGCAAAACACAUGGCCUGGACACUCGGCCAGUGCGAACUGAAACCCAUUAAGGGGGAGACGAAGUUCUGUGCUACUUCUCUAGAAUCCAUGAUAGAUUUUGUUCAAAAAAUCAUUGGUUCAGGGGUCAACUUCAAUAUUCUCUCUACCACCCACCCAGAAACCUCAACUGCCAUCACACAAAAGUACACUAUCUUGGAUGAGCCCAAACAAGUCUUAGCUUCCAAAAUGGUCUUCUGCCACCCGGUCCCUUAUCCUUAUGCUGUUUUCUUCUGCCACCACUUUGAGAACGAUACCAAGUUCUUCAAGGUUUCACUGGGAGGCGAGAACGGAGAUAAGGUGGAAGCCGUAGCUGUUUGCCACAUGGACACUUCUGAUUGGGACCCUAACCACAGUUUGUUUCGCUUAUUGGGAAUCAAGGCUGGUGCUUCUUCACCAGUGUGCCAUUUCUUCCCUGGAAAUCAUCUAGUUUGGAUUCCAUCAUCACCAACAACAGCUACCUUUUAAGCAGGUGGUAAUUGCGCGCCUUGAUCACCAGUCCUAGUUGUGUGUCUCGUAUCAUCUCCGUGUCGAAUAAUGAUUACUCACCAUGCAUGUUCUGGUAAUGUAAUCAAUUAUAAUUCUGGUUUAAUGUUUUCAAUUAUCAGUCGAUCUUGCUUUGGAUUUGCUGUUUGUAGGAGAUCGAGUGUUGUGUGUAAAAUGACCUCAAGUACCUCGGGGUAGUCGUCUUUAUGUACAAAGAAGUUGGAGCUUGUAAUGAUUUCAUUUCCCAAAUUUC